AUGCCGCUGCAGGAAAUCGAAUUGAUAGCUAAGGUGUACUUGCACCUACCGACGGCAGUCAACAAGGAAAGGACCGUGCUAACGUUUGACGGCGAAUUCAGUGCCUCUGCUGAAUGGCUAUUGGAAACCGAUGGUACCAGUCCGCUGAAGGUUCCGAACGAACGCGACGUCCACCUGCAUCGACGUAAGGUAACCACAUAUGCGAGAUAUUUGAAGUGGAAAUGUUUUGAGGAUACAGUACUGGGCAUCGAAGCUACUUGCAGUGUACUGGAAUGCGACAUGAAUCAUGUCGUCUUGUUUGACAGUAGUUGUAUGAAUUAUCGACAUCUGGCUUUGUUGUGUGGCGUUAUUACUUCCACAUGUUGCUUCAUUGUUAUCGUUGAUAUUCUGUUAGAAGCGGCGAACCACGGCAAAACUGAAUUUCUGCCAGGCGCCUUUGAAAAUAUCAUGCUUUGGCUGUUGCCGCACAUUGAGACCGUGCAUUCGAGUUUACCAGAGACGCUGAGCAGUACAAACUUGGCAUAG
Messenger RNA from Soboliphyme baturini, 525 nucleotides. NCBI's taxonomy places the organism in Eukaryota, Metazoa, Nematoda, Enoplea, Dioctophymatida, Soboliphymatidae. The record is from the annotation of a GenBank genome assembly.